This is a messenger RNA of Schizosaccharomyces japonicus yFS275, 1254 nucleotides long. RefSeq names its product ribosome biogenesis protein BRX1. The coding region runs from base 272 to 1156 and encodes 294 amino acids. Gene Ontology annotation, biological process: endonucleolytic cleavage in ITS1 upstream of 5.8S rRNA from tricistronic rRNA transcript (SSU-rRNA, 5.8S rRNA, LSU-rRNA); exonucleolytic trimming to generate mature 5'-end of 5.8S rRNA from tricistronic rRNA transcript (SSU-rRNA, 5.8S rRNA, LSU-rRNA); rRNA processing. The record is from RefSeq and is a predicted model, not a curated record. The transcript has a single exon. Gene Ontology annotation, molecular function: rRNA binding; 5S rRNA binding; rRNA primary transcript binding. NCBI's taxonomy places the organism in Eukaryota, Fungi, Ascomycota, Schizosaccharomycetes, Schizosaccharomycetales, Schizosaccharomycetaceae. Gene Ontology annotation, cellular component: nucleolus; preribosome, large subunit precursor; preribosome.
GCCUGCUAUUCAGCAACCAUGAAAAAAAAGUUGCCAUCUACCACGCACCUGAACACAACAAAACAGGUCCCUUUUUGGUUAACUGGGUCUUGCGGAAUCAUUUCCCAGCAACGAGAUUUUGAGUAGGUUCUUCUAAAUUUCGAAAAAGAACGUCUUCUGCAUCUUUUUUGUUGAAAGUUUUCAAAGGCUUCCUUUUUACAAAAAACGGUUCAUCUUAAAAGAUCAUACACCGUAUCGUUCAUCACACUAAAAGCACAAAGUUUUUACCCAUAUGAGCACUGUAUACAAGCUGAAAACCCAGGCCCAGCGCCCGGCCGAAGAUGAAGACACGGAGACUUCUGUUGCUGUCUCCGCUCACGGCAAAAAACAUUCUGAGGGUUUCGUUUCCAUUAAACAAAAGGUUCUUAUCCUUUCUUCUCGUGGUGUCACGUACCGUCAACGUCAUCUGCUUAACGAUUUGGUGGCUCUGAUGCCUCACUGCAAAAAAGACAGCAAGUUUGACUCGAAGGAUCGCUUGUAUGAAUUAAACGAGCUUGCCGAACUCUACAACUGUAAUAAUGUGUACUUCUUCGAGGCCAGACGCAAGGAAGACCUGUACCUGCAUAUUGCUCGUGCCCCUAACGGCCCAACUGUCAAGUUCCACAUUGAGAACUUGCACACUAUGGACGAAUUGAACAUGACGGGAAAUGCCUUGAAGGGCUCUCGUCCCAUUCUCUCGUUCGACAAAACGUUCGACUCGGAGCCUCAUCUGCGUCUGAUUAAAAAUAUGCUUGAGCAGACGCUCGGUGUUCCUAAGAAUGCUCGCCGGAGCAAGCCUUUUGUUGACAGAUUGCUUACGCUGACUGUCGCCGAUGACAAAAUCUGGUUCCGUCACUUUGAAAUUCGUGAGAACGAGGACAAAACGAAGGAGCCCGUUUCGUUGAUCGAAAUUGGACCCCGUUUUGUCAUGACCAUUAUCAACAUUUUGGAAGGUUCUUUUGGUGGACCUGUGAUUUACAAGAAUGAGACCUUCGUGAGUGCCACGAUGAUUCGUGCAGCAGUACGCAACCAAGCUGCUAACCGUUACGUUAAUCGCCAAGAGCACAAGCUCGAGCGUGAACAACGGGCUCGCGAGAACGUUCUUCCUGAAGAUCCCUUGGAAAAAGUGUUUGCUUAGGUAGUAUUUAGAGAUUGAGAAAUAAUUGGAUAACUGGUUUGCGUGGUUUCAUAGUACACACCUCAUUUAUUCCUUGGUUUCGUAAGCAUAUGGAAGGC